Molecule: messenger RNA, 4498 nt
Organism: Triticum dicoccoides
Lineage: Eukaryota; Viridiplantae; Streptophyta; Magnoliopsida; Poales; Poaceae
Product: disease resistance protein RGA2-like
Exons: 5
Coding region: 71-4234 (1387 amino acids)
Molecular function (GO): ADP binding; protein binding
Source: RefSeq, a predicted model, not a curated record
UCUUCCUUACUUAUCUCUCUGUUUCCACGCAGUUAACGACAUUGUUGUGGGAGAGAGGGACAUAGCUGGCAUGAGCGGGUUCGGGGAGAUAAUCGCGAGCGCCGUGGGGAAACAAGUCGCGGGCAUGCUCGGUGAACUCGCCACGGAGGAGGCCACCCUGCAGUGGAAGUUCAAAGACGAUGCUGAUGUCAUGGCGGACAAGAUGCAAGAUCUGGAGGCCGUUUUGCAUGAUGCGGAUGAUAGGCUGCGUCGACGAGGAAGAGAUGGGGAAGCUGUUGGGCGGUGGCUCACCAAAUUCAAGUCCGUCGCCUACGACGUCGAGGACGUGCUGGACGAUCUGGACGCCACCGAGCUCUUAAAGAAGAGCCAACCAAAGUUGAAGCUGUUCUUUUCCUGGAACAAUCAAAUUCUCCGGCGGAUUACCAUGCCUCACAAGCUGAAGAACCUGAGGGGGGAAAUAGAAAAAGUAGGAAAGGAGGGCCAAGCUCUCAAUCUUGUGAGAAAUCAAGAACGGGCAGAAGGGAGCAGAAACAAUGAAACUUUUGUAGGCAUCUGUGAUGAAGGCUUGAAAUCUGGAGUGGUGGGGAGGGAUAUGGAGAAGGACAAAAUAUUCAGGCUGCUGCUAAACUAUGAUGAUAACGCUAGAGAAGAUAUAUCUAUCGUCUCGAUUGUCGGGCUUGGUGGCCUAGGGAAGUCAACAUUGGCUGAAUCAGUCUUUGUCCUAGACAAAAUGGCCAACAAUUUUGAAGUCCGAGCCUGGGUCCAUGUGUCUAAGGAGCUCGAUCUGGGCAAAAUUGGGAGUGCCAUCCUCAAAAGCAUAAAUAGCAGUAUCAACCUUGACAACUGUAGUUUGCAGUUUUUACAAGAAAAUCUCAAAAAGGAACUUGCUGGUAGAAGGUACUUGAUUGUUUUGGAUGAUCUUUGGGAAGAGGAUGCGGAUAAGCUGGAAAGGCUGAAGCAGAUGUUACAACAUGGCUGCAAGGGUAGCAGAGUUAUUGUAACUACGCGGAACCAAAGGGUAGUGAAUAAAAUGAGCACCGGUGUUCUUGCGAACCAAAGGAAAAUUUGUCCCGUGCCCAACUCUGAUCAAAUCAACUUGUGUGUAUUAUCAACUGAUGACUGUUGGGAAGUAAUGAAGCAAACAACAUUUGGGCCUGAUGAUGACAAAAGUGACUUGAAAGAAAUUGGAAGGAAAAUUGCAGAGAAGUGUGGGGGUGUACCACUCGUGGCAAUUGCCCUUGGGCAAGUAAUGUCCGAGUUAAGGACUGCCGAGGCAUGGAAAAAAAUAAGAGAUACGGACAUCGAUUUAGGUCACAGAGAUCACAAGGACACAUUGGAGCGCCUCAUGCUAAGCUAUUACUACAUGAAGCUGGAAUUCAAAAUGUGCUUCACAUAUUUGGCGGCCUUUCCCAAGGGCUUUGUUAUAGACAGUGAUCGUCUAAUUCAGCAAUGGAAGGCUCUUGGAUACAUUCAUGGGGAUGACGGUAAAAGGUGCAUUAACUACCUUAUGGGGAUGUCAUUUCUUCAAAUUUCAAGGUCCUCCGCGAUUAGGUCAAGUCCAGUGCAUGCCAAUGCUCCUCGAGAGCUCACAAUGCAUGAUUUGGUGCACGAUCUUGCAACGAUAAUUUUGGGUCAUGAAUCUAUUGUUCUAAAUGCUACUGAUCCGAGGACUAGGAAGAAAGCAAAACGUCGUUAUUGCCGACAUGCACAGUUGAUCAACUACCAGAAUCAGUAUAAGGUUUUCAAUUAUCUGCCAGGCAACAUCAGAUCCUUCCAUGUAAGACAUUCAGAGAAACAGCAGCUUCCCCAAAAGGCAUUUUCCAGAACCAAGUACAUACGGGUCUUGGACAUAAGUGGAUGUUUAGUUGUGGGGCAAUCUACUCCAAGCAACAUACUUUUGCCAUGUUCCGUGCUUCAGUUGAAGCUACUUAGGUACCUUGAUGCCUCUAGCCUGCCAAUCACAUCACUUCCUGAGUCUUUCCAUUCACUUCAAAAUAUGGAAACUCUAAUUCUGUCCAAUUGCUCACUUGCAACCUUGCCUGACAGUAUCUGUAGCCUCAACAAACUCUGCUAUUUGGACCUAGCUGGCAAUGCGAGCCUCAGUAAGCUCCCUGACAAUUUUCAUCUUCUUAACAAACUCAUGUUCCUAAACAUGUCUAGUUGUUCCAAGCUAACCGAACUUCCUGACAAUUUUAGCCUGGAGUGUUUAGAACAUUUAAACCUAUUAGGUUGUCAUGAGAUAAAAAAUCUACCACAAGAUUUCGGCAAUCUUGAAAAUCUUAGGUUCUUGAACCUUUCUGAUUGCUACAAGAUUUCAGUUCUACCAGAAUCAUUUUGCCAACUGAAGCAUUUGAAAGACCUAAACCUUUCAGAUUGCCGUGCCCUUAUAGUACUCCCUGAGUGUUUUGGCGACCUUUCAGAACUUGAAUCUUUGAACGUAACAAGUUGCCCCAGGCUAGUACGGUUGCCUGAGUCAGUCUGCAAGAUGACUAAUCUGAAGUGUCUCAAUUUGUCAUAUUGCUUAGGGAUGCUAGAGCUCCCCUUGUCACUAGGUGAUCUUAAUCUCCAAAUAUUGGACAUUUCUGCUGGUGCUCUCGGUCACUUGCCAGAUAGCAUCAGUAAAAUGGCUAGUCUCACCCAAUUUGUGGUCACGUCAGGACAUCCUAGGGUAUUUGGAGAAGCCCAGGAAAUUAAGAAGAGUCUAAAUUUACCAGGCCGCACAGUACACGGAGUACGCAACACAGGAAGAUACAACAGUAUUGUUGAGCUUGGACAUGUGAAUUGCCCUGAGCUGUUAAUUCGAUCGCUUCAGCGUGUCAAGAGACCGGAAGAUGCAGAGACAAUCAAGCUGCGUGAUAAAUCAUGUCUUAGACAGCUAGCUCUCCAUUGGAAUCAGAAGAAUAUGAAUGCUGAUGCAUCCUCGGCUGAAUCUAUUUUGGAGAGGCUCAUACCAGCUCGAAAUCUUGAACAGUUUAUGAUACAAGGGUAUAUGAGCAAGGGUUUCCCUAACUGGAUGUCGCACAUAUCCUCCCACCUCCCUUCUGUUACCUAUCUGAGUCUUUUUGAUUUAGGUGCAUGUGAUAAUCUUCCUCCAUUUGGGCAGCUACCAAAUUUAAGAAGUCUAUAUCUGCAGAAAAUUCCCAACGUCACGAAAAUUGGCAAGGAAUUCUAUGGAGAGGGUGGAACUUGUACGAAAUUAAGAUUGCUACAGUUGAAGUCGAUGGACAAUUUGGUGGAAUGGUGGACAACACAGACAGGCGAAGAAGAUGGAGAAUUUUUAAUCCCUAAUUUGCAUAAUCUAGAGUUGAAGGACUGCCCAAAGUUGAAGUUCCUACCAUAUCCCCCCAGAAGUAUGUUUUGGAUCUUGGACAAUAGCAACGAGGCUUUGGCAGGACCAAGACUUGGAUUUUGGGAACUCUCGUCUUCCACUCUUCCUUGUCGCAUGGGUAUAAAAAAUUGCAUCUUUCGUUCUUCCGAGUGGUGCAUACUACAGCAAUUCCCCGCUCUCGAAGAAUUCUCAUUGACCUCCUGCCGCGGCUUGAGGGCCUUGCCAGAGGCCAUUAGCUGCUUCACCUCUCUCAAAAAACUAAGUUUGAUGUCGUUGGAGGACCUUGAGAUGCUGCCGGAUUGGUUGGGAUAUCUCCCUUCUCUACAAGUCUUGGGCAUAAAAGAUUGUCGCAAUUUAAGAAUAUUGCCUGCAAGUAUGGGAAAUCUCACUGCUCUGAGAGUACUAAUGCUUCUCGAGUGCGAAGGACUAUAUAGAUUGCCGGAAUGGCUAGGACAGUUCAGUUCCCUGCGAGAACUUCACAUCAGAGACUGUUCCAACAUCACAUUUUUGCCUGAAAGCAUAAGAAACCUUACUGCCCUGGAGGAAUUGUACAUUUCUGGAUGUUCAAGUCUGGUCCAUAGGUCCCGAAGGGAGGAUGCAUGUAAGGUUUCUCACAUCCGUAAAGUAAUAUUAGAGCCAGAGGAAGAACCAAAUGAAGAAGGACAAGAAGAAUUAUUAGCGCAAGAAGAAGGACAAGAAGAAUUAGAGUAUGCACAGGAAUCAUGUAUGGAUAGCCUAUGGAGAGAAUUAAGUGAAAGAUGGUCAAGACAUAGAGAGGACCGAGAAGAACUAGAGAUGUCGGACUCAGACUCUGAACAUCUCUAUCGUUUUGGGCAAGAAGAUUCAGAAAAUGAGGAUGACGAGCAAGAAUAUUGGGCAAACGAGGAUGACAAGCAAGAAGAUUGAUACCUAUAAGAUCUCAGUAGUUUGCUAUCAACAUAUGCCGAAUAGUGAGUUGCUGUGGAGACCUCUGUAAUUUGCAAUCACAAUCUUAUAGGUACUCAACUACAAAGUUACUCCCUCUGAUCCAAAAUAAGUGUCGUGGUUUUAGUUGAUCGGAGGGAGUACCAAGUACCAAUUUUCUUUUUCAAGAAAUAUAGUACAAAGCAGAGCUUACAUACACGCAUGUACAAUCUGACCAUGAUGUUAUCCGUAAAAAAAAAAUACCGC